UCAUCACCGAUCCAGCUCAAACACAUCUUCUUCUUCCUGAGCUUAGCAUAGUUAGCUUGCGAGCUAGCUAGCUAGCCAUGGCUGCUCGCAAGAUAGCCAUGUCCACUUCGUCACUGCUCUUAUUGCUGCUUGCUGCUGCCCUGCUGCUCACCGGUGAUGCGGCGAGAAUCCUGCAGGAAGCGGCUUGGCCACCCUACGAUUACCCAAAGCCUGAUCAGCCGCCACCGCUGCUGCCAACACCUGAUGUUGUGCCAAAUCCAAAUCAGCCUCCCCUGCAGCCCACACCCGGUGUUCCACCACUGCCCAAUCCUGAUGUGCCACCGAUGAAUAAGCCCGAUGUGCCACCGAUGCCUAAACCCGAUGGGCCACCCAUUCCCCCGGUACAACCAUGUCCUGAUCAGCCACCACAACCUAAACCUGAUGGGCCACCAUUGCCAAAUCCUAAUCAACCACCACAACCCAAUCCUAAUGGGCCGCCAAAGCCUGAUAUGCCACCGAUGCCUAAACCUGAUGGGUUGCCCAAUACUUAUGAGCCAUCAAGACCUGACCAGCCACCUCAACCUAUAUCUGAUGGGCCACCACUGCCUAAUCCUAAUGUUCCACCAAAGCCUGACCAACCACCACAACCCAUUCCUAAUGGGCCACCGAAGCCUGAUAUGCUUCCAAUGCCUAAACCUGAUGGGUCACCCAAUUCUUAUGCGCCUUCGGUGCCGGACCAAUCAACACAACCCAAUCCAAAUGGGCCAUCAAUCCCUAACCAACCACCACAACCUAUACCUAAUGGGCCGAUAAAGCCUGACCAGCCACCGCAGCCCAAUCCCGAUAUGCCACCAAAGCCAGACCAACCACCCCAACCUUGCCCUGAUGGGCCACCGAAACCUGACCAGCCUCCACAGCCCAAUCCUAAUGGGCCACCGAAACCUGACCAGCCGCCACAACCUAAUCCUAAUGGGCCAUCAAAGCCUGACCAACCGCCAAGACCCAAUCCUGACAUGCCGCCAAAACCUGAUCAACCACCACAGCCAGAGUACUAUGAACAACCACCAAAGCCGGAUGCACCCCAGAUGCCACCGUUGCCGAACGGUGAGAUCCCAUUUUCACCAUAGCCGGAAGAAAGCGCCGGCCACUGAAGCCGGAGCUGCCGGUCAUUCCUGAGGUGCACCUCCUGGUAACGGGAGGGCAAAAACCAUGAUGACCACCAAGAGGUCCAUUCAGAUUGAUUCGUCCAGAUUCUACAUUUGGUUUCAUUUGUGUAUUUCUUUCCUGUAUCAACGGCGUGCAUGCCAUGUCUGUCGUCCGUGUAGAUGUGUGUUACUUGCUGAGUUUGUUGCUAUGAGCAGCUCACAUAUCUCUUCUCUGAGGGUGUGAGAUCAUAUAUUCAUAUUUGUUUAUAAUAAAUGGAUUCAAUUAUGUGUGUAUAUGAGCACACACUUGCAUUCAUCAGUCA
This is a messenger RNA of Oryza sativa Japonica Group (Japanese rice), 1447 nucleotides long. RefSeq lists its product as uncharacterized. Lineage: Eukaryota; Viridiplantae; Streptophyta; Magnoliopsida; Poales; Poaceae. The record is from RefSeq and is a predicted model, not a curated record.